AUGCACAUCAUCCACUUAGCUUGUCUUGGAGAUGUGCUGACAUCCAUGCUCUUGGACCUCUCGGACAAUCAGUUCCCCUGGCCGGGAUCGUCCCGGGACACACGCCUUGAACAUGGAUGGAAAAGUUACAAGGGCUAUUGCCAACGAUGGGGGAUCGAGGACAGGGCCGAACGGAGACUCUUCACGAAUGAGGUUCUGAAAGCUGACUUCGUGACCGUGUCGCAGAAGAUCAUGCGGGCUGCUGCAGCCAAGUACAUGGUUUUUUGGUUACACUGGCUGAUGGAAGGCCUGCUGCAGGGCGAUCCGGAAAAGCCUGAGCAUCUCAAGCUCAUUCUUGGUGUCGUGACUGGUCUCAUGCACUUCGAGCAAACUCAGAUGGAGAAUGGCCGCUACUUCACGGAAGAGCAGUGCCGCUUUUGCGAGUCUGCUUACUAUCUGUAUCGAGCCUCUUAUGAUCGACUGGCUUCAAUGGCCUUGGCUCAGGGAAUUCCUCGCUGGAAGGUCAGGCCCAAGCAGCAUAUGCUUGAGCACGAAGUGAUCGAUUUUAUGUGCGAGUACAGACUGAAUCCUCGCUACAGUGCGAACUACAUGGGGGAGGAUGCAGUGAGGCGGGUGAAGCAGCUGGCAGUCGCCAGCCAUCCGAAUCAUGUCAGCCGGCACGUGCUAUCGAAAUGGUCUUUGCAGUUCUCACUGCCGUAUCGCCGUGCAUGA
Molecule: messenger RNA, 711 nt
Organism: Symbiodinium necroappetens
Lineage: Eukaryota; Dinophyceae; Suessiales; Symbiodiniaceae
Source: the annotation of a GenBank genome assembly